GGGAUGUCUGAGCCACCAGCUCUGCCUUCUCCUUUCUGUGCCCUGGGGAAGCCGAGACUUAGGGUUAAUAGAGACGUAGCAGAGAGGUAAACACACCGGCUGAUAAAAUGGAAAAAUAUACAUCUAAGAAAAGGAUACGCAUAUGUAAAAGAUGCCCUCUGACAUGGUGAGAGUAUAUAUACUGCCCUUCGAGGACUUUUGAUGGCUUUUGAGUCUAUGGACGUUCCUCCAACUCUUUCCCUGAUGCCAUGGCUGUGCUUUUGGCCAUCCCAAGGCACAAGGCGAACUCACUAGGCUGUAUCCAUGAACGCUUCAGCUACUCCUCAACAGCACACCUUCCAGAGGCUCUUGUUUUCUUUGUGACCAAUGAAAGCACAUUUUUGCCUCAUCUUGGAACUGGACACAAAUGAAUUGGACCAAAGAUGCAGCCAAUAUAGCAGGUGUACAAGCCCCCCAUGCUAGGGAAUAUUGAGCGUAACUGACGUGAGGUAUUUUCUUUGGGAAUCUAACAUUUUUUAGGUUGGGUACUGGGUAACAUUCCCCUGCUAGAAUUAAUCAUCACAAGGGUUUGCGAGGAUGGUGUUAUAUCCUUGCUUUACAAGUCAGGAAACUGAUACUUCCCUCAGAGAGUUAAGCAACGAUGUUGAUUUGGCUGUAAGUGCCAAGAACCAGCCUUUGGAUUCUCUUCUCUUUGGUCGCCAUAGUCACGACAGACUCACACUAAAUAAACAGAUGUUGCUUUGGGGGAAGUUUAAUUCAUCUAGUGUGGUGCAAUUGUACAAAAGUUCCCCCUUUUGGGGACCGAUGAAGGGCAGCAGAAGAGUAAGGAACUUCUCACACUCCCUACUUUACUAGCACGCAAUAUUGUUGUACAAGUUAUAUUCGAGUCUGUAUUAAGUCUUACCAAGUAUUACGUAUACAUGUGAUGAACAUGAAGCACUGAGAAUCAAAUGAGCCAUGUCUCCUGAGAUGAGCUCACUGUCUGCUGAGUGGUGAUGGGGUAACAGUCAACACAGUGAAAUAAGUGAAUCCCAAGGUGGACAUCAGAAAAUGCAUCACUCUGAGGAUGAGGCAUCUGGUUUGUGUUACUUCCACUGCAUCACAGUGAGGAGACCAUCCCCCUAUCCAGUUCCCUGCACAUACACAAAUCACAACACCCUUUGUGUUUUCCAGGUUGUGUGUGUGCAUCAGUGAUGCAGACAAAGUGGAAAAGAACGUCUACCACUCAGAGAACUUCUACCUGUCACCGUGGAAGAUGUCCGCCCGGUCAAAGCAAAAACAAAAACAGAUCUCUACCCCUUCUCAGGACCGAUGCAAAGCUGACUUUUUCAGUGGAUAUGAUGACGUAUCUCACCCCCGCUCUUCGGCUGCGCAGAUACAGGAUGACCAGUUUUCUACUUUCUCAGAAAGUGGAGGAUAUUGUGAAGUGUUGAUAUCAAAGCCACCACCGCACAUCACUGCUCUUGGAACUGAGUCCUGUGAGGAAGAGAUUUCCUGUUCUCCAUUCAGAAGCGAAUCUGAAGACCAGGAAUCUUCACAGAGUCAAGAAUCAGAAGAUACUUGCUGGGAAGAGAAGACAGUAGUGCCCCACCUGGUUGCUAAACUCUGUUCUGGGACUGAACCGGUUUGUAAAAGUAAUCAGUUUCUGGGACCUGAAGGAAAUGUGGAUAUUGAGUUGAUUGAUAAGAGUGCAAACAGAUACAGUGUCCACUUCCCCGUGGCCGGCUUCUAUCUGUGGCCAGCAACAGGCCUUGGCUUCCUGGUAACAGCAGCAGUGACCGUGACGGUUACGUUCGAUUCUUGGGGUCGGCACCUGGACCUGAAGUUACAGCAUCACGAGAAGUGGAUGGUGGCCGGCCCUUUAUUGGACAUCUCUGUGGAGCCUGAGGGGGUCAUCACUGAAAUCCACCUCCCCCACGUCAUCUCUCUCCCAGCAAAUGAGGUCGAUAUAUCUUGGUUCCAAGUUGCCCAUUUUAAGGAUGAAGGGAUGGUCCUGGAGCCGCCAGCCCGAGUGGAGCCUUUCUAUGCCAUCCUGGAAAACCCUAGCUUCUCUCUGUUGGGGAUCCUGCUGAGACUUGCCAGAGGGACCUGCCUUUCGGUCCCCAUCACGUCCACGGCACUAAUCUAUUAUCACUUCCACUCUGAAGAUGUGAAAUUUCACUUGUAUCUUAUCCCCAGCGACUCCUUGCUAACGAAGGCAAUAGAUGAGGAGGAAGCUAAAUUUCAAGGUGUACGUCUGCAGACCUCACCCCCAGUGGACCCACUGAAUUUUGGUUCCCGUUAUAUUGUGUCUUGUUCGCCUCCCCUGGAAAUAAUACCCAAGGAGUUGAAAUUAUCCUACAGGAACCCUGGAGAAAUCCAGGUCUUCUCUAAAGUCUAUGCUGGGAGGAUGAAGGAACCAAUCAUGCUUGAAAUUACUGAAAAAAGAUACAAGACUUUGAUCUGGUACACUUUGGUGAAGCCAGAGGAGCUCCAGUUUGGUGCUACAUCGGCCCCUCCUCCCCUCCCAGCUGUGGCCUUUAUGAAGGAGCACCGUCGUCAUCUUCAAGCCAGGAUGGGGAACCUGAAUGGAGUCCUGGAUGAUCUUCAGGACCGUGGGGUCUUCACCGAGGAAGAGAAGGAGAUGGUGCAGCAGAUGCCAACACAGCAGAGAAGGAACGAGACCCUACUGAGGAUGGUGGAGAAUAAAGGGCACCAGGCCCAGAAGGUGCUCUUCAAAAGCAUUAGUAGAAGAGACCCUUAUCUGAUGUCCUACCUCAACCAGCAGAGUUUACAACAGUGAUUCAGACAGAUACUCAGGGAGAGAGAAUCCAGUGUUCUCCGCUGAAAAUGGAUAAACGGACGUGUGAUCAUUGAGUUCAGGGUCCAAGGCACGAGGUCCAGGUAACACCAACACAUCACACAGGAUUUCCUGAGGACUGAUGUGUAAUUUCAUGGAGACCUAUUAGUGUAUCCUAAUAUCUUAACGUCAAGAAUAUCUGAAGAGAGGACUACUGCCUCGAAGUGCUUUUUAAAAACAAAUUCUGGGGUGCCUGGGUGGCUCAGUCAGUUGAGCGUCUGACUUUGGCUCAGGUCAUGAUCUCACGGUUCGUGAGUUCGAGCCCCGCAUCGGGCUCUGUGCUGACGGCUCGGAGCCUGGAGCCUGCUUCGGAUUCUGUGCCUCCCUCUCUCUACCCCUUCCCUGCUCAUGCUCUGUCUCUCUCUGUCUCUCAAAAAGGUGAAUAAACAUUGAAAAAUAUUUUUUAAAAAA
This is a messenger RNA of Acinonyx jubatus (cheetah), 3250 nucleotides long. RefSeq names its product caspase recruitment domain family member 8 (gene CARD8). Gene Ontology annotation, molecular function: cysteine-type endopeptidase activator activity involved in apoptotic process. Gene Ontology annotation, biological process: regulation of apoptotic process; regulation of canonical NF-kappaB signal transduction. Gene Ontology annotation, cellular component: NLRP3 inflammasome complex. The transcript has 12 exons. The coding region runs from base 1256 to 2782 and encodes 508 amino acids. The record is from RefSeq and is a predicted model, not a curated record. NCBI's taxonomy places the organism in Eukaryota, Metazoa, Chordata, Mammalia, Carnivora, Felidae.